GGCAUAAACCCUCAGUCCCUCACCGCACUUUGUUUCUCUCCAGCUCAAAACUCUCUCAUUUAGGGUUUUACAAAGAUGGCGACCCACCUCUCUAAGCUCGCUACUGCCAAAACCCUAACCGCCCUUCUCUCCCGCUCCCUUUCUUCGGUCUCUCUCGCUUCUCAUCCUCUCAAGUCCUCUCCUUCUUUCUCCUUCGCUCUCUUCAAUCGCCUCCGCCCUCUUGCUGCCGUCAAUAUCGGUCGCUUUGUCGCUGCUCCUACUCGCGGCUUGUCCACACGCGCCACGUCGUCCUCCCUCAACGAUCCUAACCCAAACUGGUCGAACCGGCCCCCGAAAGAAACGAUUCUGCUUGAUGGGUGUGACUUUGAGCACUGGCUUGUGGUUAUGGAGCCGCCUGAAGGAAACGCCACUAGGGAUGAGAUUAUUGAUAGCUAUAUCAAAACCCUAGCCAUGGUCAUUGGCAGCGAACAAGAAGCAAGGAUGAAGAUAUAUUCUGUUUCAACUAGGUGCUACUAUGCAUUUGGGGCUUUGGUCUCAGAAGAGCUCUCAUACAAGCUCAAAGAACUGCCAAGAGUUCGAUGGGUUCUGCCAGAUUCAUACUUGGAUGUCAAGAAUAAGGAUUAUGGAGGGGAACCUUUCAUCAAUGGGGAAGCAGUUCCUUAUGAUCCAAAGUAUCAUGAAGAAUGGAUAAGGAACAAUGCGCGAGCAAAUGAGCGAAAUCGGCGCAAUGAUAGACCUCGUAACUUUGAUAGAUCAAGAAACUUUGAGAGAAGGAGGGAGAACGUGCAGAACCGGGAUUUCCAGAAUCAGGGCAUGCCAAACUCUGCUCCCAACAGUACCAUGCCUCCUCCCAACAACAUGCCUCCCAACAAUAUGGGGAGAAUGCCACCUAACAACAUGGGAGGCCCAUCAAACAACUAUGGAGGAAUGCCGCCACCGAACAACAUGGGAGGCCCAUCAAACAACUAUGGAGGAAUGCCGCCACCGAACAACUAUGGGGUGCCACCUGCUAACAACUACAGUGGAGUUCCACCAGCCAAAGAUUAUGGAGGAGGGCAACCAGCCAACAAUUAUGGGGGGAUGCCACCUGCCAACAAUUACGGGGGAACGCCACCCCAACCCAACAAUGCUGGCAACAUGGGAGGAAUGCCACCCCAACCCAACAAUGCUAGCAACAUGGGAGGAAGGCCACCCCAACCCAACAAUGCUGGCAACAUGGGAGGAAUGCCACCUAAUGCAGGAUGGUCCAGUAACACGCCUGGGGGUGUACAUCAGAAUGCUGGUCCUGCGGCUCCUGCCUACCAAAAUGCGCCAAACACACAGUACCAGAAUAGCUACACACCAAACGAAAAUAGAAACGUGCCUGGUGGAAACCCUUAUCAGCCUUGAGAAUCUGCCCACAAGAGUUGUUUUCUAUCCACUGAGUAGAGACCUUUUGGGUGGUUGUAGAUAACUAUGCCUGGACUUUAGAUUUAAUGGCAUUUGUAUUCUGGUUUUCCUAAACAUGUUAAAGAAUUAUUGAUGCUAUUUGCCUUUUCAGACGGUCUAGUGAUACUUAAGAUCAUUGUUUUUGCUAUCAGGGUAGUGAUAAUUUUUUUCAUAAUCUUAGACAACCUUUUAAUUAAUGCAUUUGUGAUGAACAAUCUCAAAAACCGUAUAUGGUGCCC
Pistacia vera is the source of this 1667-nucleotide messenger RNA. RefSeq names its product multiple organellar RNA editing factor 8, chloroplastic/mitochondrial-like. The record is from RefSeq and is a predicted model, not a curated record. Gene Ontology annotation, biological process: cytidine to uridine editing; mitochondrial mRNA modification. Gene Ontology annotation, cellular component: mitochondrion. The transcript has 4 exons. Bases 76 to 1389 code for a protein of 437 amino acids. NCBI's taxonomy places the organism in Eukaryota, Viridiplantae, Streptophyta, Magnoliopsida, Sapindales, Anacardiaceae.